Molecule: messenger RNA, 1739 nt
Organism: Bemisia tabaci
Lineage: Eukaryota; Metazoa; Arthropoda; Insecta; Hemiptera; Aleyrodidae
Source: RefSeq, a predicted model, not a curated record
CUCAGAACCGUUACCAAGCACGCGGUUUCGUUUGUUUACAAUUUUUCCGCCUCGUAGUUUUCAAUUUUGUUUGUUUGAAUGUUUUAAAAAGUGAUCAGUCCAAAAUGAAGAUUGAAGAAGUGAAAAGCACUGUCAAAACUCAGCGGAUUUCUAGUCACAGUCACGUCAAAGGUCUCGGACUGAAUGAGAAUGGAAUCGCUAUCCCGAUUGCAGCCGGGCUGGUUGGGCAAGAAUCAGCUCGUGAGGCAGCAGGUAUUGUGGUAGAUAUGAUCAAGUCCAAAAAGAUGGCAGGCAGAGCGAUUCUCAUGGCUGGACCGCCAGGAACUGGUAAAACUGCUAUUGCGUUAGCCAUUGCCCAAGAUCUCGGCAACAAAGUUCCUUUCUGUCCAAUGGUUGGCUCAGAAGUGUACAGUUCAGAAAUUAAGAAGACUGAAGUGUUGAUGGAAAAUUUCCGCCGUGCAAUUGGAUUGCGAAUCAAAGAAACAAAAGAGGUUUAUGAGGGAGAGGUCACAGAGCUCACUCCGGUUGAAACAGAAAAUCCAAUGGGCGGGUACGGUAAAACAGUUUCUCAUGUCAUCAUUGGACUGAAAACAGCGAAAGGAUCCAAGCAGUUGAAGCUGGACCCUUCAGUUCAUGAGUCUUUACAGAAGGAAAAGGUUGAAGUGGGUGAUGUGAUUUACAUCGAAGCAAACAGUGGAGCUGUCAAACGGCAAGGCAGAAGUGAUACCUUUGCAUCUGAAUUUGAUCUCGAGGCUGAAGAGUAUGUGCCACUCCCAAAAGGCGAUGUUCACAAGAAAAAAGAAGUCAUCCAAGAUGUAACUUUACACGAUUUAGAUGUUGCAAAUGCGCGACCUCAGGGAGGCCAAGAUAUCCUUUCCAUGAUGGGGCAGCUUAUGAAGUCCAAAAAGACAGAAAUUACAGAUAAGUUACGGAAAGAAAUCAAUAAAAUAGUAAACAAGUACAUCGACCAAGGUAUUGCAGAAUUAGUUCCGGGAGUUUUGUUCAUUGAUGAAGUCCACAUGUUAGAUAUUGAAACAUUUACUUACCUUCAUAGAGCCUUGGAAUCGGCAAUCGCCCCUAUUGUAAUUUUUGCAACAAAUAGAGGAAGAUGCACCAUUAGAGGAACUGAAGAUAUUAUCUCUCCUCAUGGUAUACCAUUAGAUCUUCUAGACAGAUUGCUUAUCAUCAGGACGACCCCGUACAACCGUACAAACAUGGAAAAUAUCCUGAAAUUAAGGGCACAGACUGAAGGACUGUCUCUAGAUCCUGAGGCCUUGCAGCAGCUUGCCGAUGUUGGGUCGAAAACUACUCUAAGGUAUGCUGUUCAACUGCUAACUCCGAGUGCGCUGACGGCCAAAGUCAAUGGAAGGAGCACAAUCACGAAAGACGAUGUGAAAGAAGUGUCCGAGCUUUUCUUAGACGCCAAAUCAUCUGCUAAAAUCCUCACCGAACAAAAGGACAAGUUCAUGAAAUAAACUCAAGUGCUUUUUGACAUCAUCCUGUCUGGUCAGUGUAUUUGUCAAUUUAUGGUACAAGCUGAUCGUGCCAGAUAUGCUAGCAGAAUUCGGUUUUUAAGGAAUGUUGUCCAAUUUUCAAUAAUAUCACAGCCCCGGUACAAAAUGCUGAUUCUAUAAUUCCUAUAAGUGGAACAAUCUGCUCCUAGUUGUAGUACAAGAGCUUUUCAUAGGUCUUAAAAUUGUGUGCGGUUUGAUAAGUGUUGAUUGCUGCGUCAUGGGAAA